This is a messenger RNA of Mercurialis annua (annual mercury), 1338 nucleotides long. RefSeq lists its product as uncharacterized. The record is from RefSeq and is a predicted model, not a curated record. Bases 756 to 1103 code for a protein of 115 amino acids. NCBI's taxonomy places the organism in Eukaryota, Viridiplantae, Streptophyta, Magnoliopsida, Malpighiales, Euphorbiaceae. The transcript is spliced from 2 exons.
AAUCAAACGAUUUUACAUUUUGAUUAGCAAGCAUAUUCAUAAAUCUGCAUUUGCAAUCAAUAUCUGAAAUCAAGUUGUAUGAACUUUGCAAUUCAAUUAGCAAAUCGGUAGUCAGUGAAAACAUCAUAAAAUUUGGUUUGUGAACUUCGCAAUUCAGGAGCUUCAGCUUAGUGUUAGUAUUAUUUGUUGGUUUAAUAAAAAUAGUGUUAGCGCUGAUUCUGUUCAGGUAAUAAUUGUAUUGUUGAAUUUAAAAGAAUUAAUACCUGCUAAUCUCUUGGCUGGUCCUUCUUCAUCCAUGUCCUCUUUUCUAGCACAUUGUUCUGAUUGUAAGAUAAGCUAUAAGGUGCAAUUAAUGUGAUGUUUACUUCUAAUGUUGAUUAGAUGGUGAAUUUGCCAUUGCAGACUAUAUAGUUUGUACAAGUAUCUUCAAACUUUAAUGGCCUUGGUGAUUGUUUCUUACAUAAUUGCAAGUGAAUUUUGUUGUGUUGUGCUGUAGAUUUUAGUUUGUCUUGAAAGGAUUCUGAUCUCGCGGAUAUAUGGCGAGAAAAAUGAGGAAAAUGAUUUGUUGGAUUUGUGAAAAUUCAAACUGUUUUAAUUUUAUCGAGUGUUGAUUGUGAUUAUUGUGACCUUUUUUACUCUGCUAGCAAAAAGCUAAGGAAGAUAGUUUUGUCAAGAAUGCUUCUACAAACUGAUUCGUUUUAAGUAGCAUAUAGCCAACAAGUAAAGUUGGUGUCAUUACAUUCAUCUAAAACAUUAUGUAUGCAUAUUGUUUAUGGUUUGAGAGUACGAAAUGGUGUCCUUCAAUUCAAUUAUGUUCUAACAUUCAAUUAUGUUCUAACAUUGUCCGAAAGCUUGUUUAUGGACUUUUCAGUGCCAUGAUUAUGUACCUAGUUAGUGCAGGUGAACUUUUUAAUCAAGCUAGUGGCUCUAAAACCUGUGAAGGUUGUUCAAAAAAUGAUAAUGUAAUGCUAGGAAAAUAUGAAGGAGCUGAACUGCUGAAGAUACUGCUAAUAAAGAGGAACACUAGGGUUGAAAGUAGUUCAAACGGAAUUGCAGGAAAGGUGAGUUCGAUUUCGCUGACGUUUGAGUCCAGCCAAGUGUAACAAGACGAAAACCACUUCCUGUACGCUCAGGCAUGUUUCUUGACAUGGUUACCAAGGUACCCACUCUUGUUUGUUUCUAAUUUUGUCUGCGAGUGCAUGCUUGUGAGUUGCUUAUCCUCUUUCUUGCUUUAUAAGUGCUCCAGUUCAACAAAUGGUCACUCGCUAACUUGCAUUAAUCAAUGCAAGUGAAUUUAUGCUUAAAUGGUAACUGAUGAUUUUCUCUACUUGGAUUAUG